Molecule: messenger RNA, 1356 nt
Organism: Closterium sp. Yama58-4
Lineage: Eukaryota; Viridiplantae; Streptophyta; Zygnematophyceae; Desmidiales; Closteriaceae
Source: the annotation of a GenBank genome assembly
AUGCAUCUCACUCUCCAUUCACUGAAACCCCACCAUCACCGCACUACCUUCCCCACCAUCACCGCACUACCUUCCCCACCAUCACCGCACUACCUUCCCCACCAUCACCGCACUACCUUCCCCACCAUCACCGCACUACCUUCCCCACCAUCACCGCACUACCUUCCCCACCAUCACCGCACUACCUUCCCCACCAUCACCGCACUACCUUCCCCACCAUCACCGCACUACCUUCCCCACCAUCACCGCACUACCUUCCCCACCAUCACCGCACUGCCUUCCCCACCAUCACCGCACUACCUUCCCCACCAUCACCGCACUACCUUCCCCACCAUCACCGCACUACCUUCCCCACCAUCACCGCACUACCUUCCCCACCAUCACCGCACUACCUUGCCCACCAUCACCGCACUACCUUCCCCACCAUCACCGCACUACCUUCCCCACCAUCACCGCACUACCUUCCCCACCAUCACCGCACUACCUUCCCCACCAUCACCGCACUACCUUCCCCACCAUCACCGCACUACCUUCCCCACCAUCACCGCACUACCUUCCCCACCAUCACCGCACUACCUUCCCCACCAUCACCGCACUACCUUCCCCACCAUCACCGCACUACCUUCCCCACCAUCACCGCACUACCUUCCCCACCAUCACCGCACUACCUUGCCCACCAUCACCGCACUACCUUCCCCACCAUCACCGCACUACCUUCCCCACCAUCACCGCACUACCUUCCCCACCAUCACCGCACUACCUUCCCCACCAUCACCGCACUACCUUCCCCACCAUCACCGCACUACCUUCCCCACCAUCACCGCACUACCUUCCCCACCAUCACCGCACUACCUUCCCCACCAUCACCGCACUACCUUCCCCACCAUCACCGCACUACCUUCCCCACCAUCACCGCACUACCUUCCCCACCAUCACCGCACUACCUUCCCCACCAUCACCGCACUACCUUCCCCACCAUCACCGCACUACCUUCCCCACCAUCACCGCACUACCUUCCCCACCAUCACCGCACUACCUUGCCCACCAUCACCGCACUACCUUCCCCACCAUCACCGCACUACCUUCCCCACCAUCACCACACUACCUUCCCCACCAUCACCGCACUACCUUCCCCACCAUCACCGCACUACCUUCCCCACCAUCACCGCACUACCUUCCCCACCAUCACCGCACUACCUUGCCCACCAUCACCGCACUACCUUCCCCACCAUCACCGCACUACCUUCCCCACCAUCACCGCACUACCUUCCCCACCAUCACCGCACUGCCUGCCCCACCAUCUCACCGCACUUCCUGCCCCACCAUCUCACCGCACUAACUAGAGUUGACCUCUAA